AAAAUCAAGGUUUGGCGUCAUCGGACAUCCACCUUUGCUCCCCAACGUCAUGGUUUGUGAGAAGUCCCCAACCAUGGUUUGAGAAGUCAUUUCUGGGCGCGGGCAAGCGCGGAAUUGGAUGAGACAAUCUUCAACCCCAAUUCCAGUGUCCACCAUCCCCUGUAACGUCACAGGCUAACAGAUCAACUCCGCCAAACCGAUACCAUGCCGGACUCUUUGACAAUCCAGCUCGUCAACCAGACCACGUCGUCCAAUGUCUACGCCUACAUCACCGGCCUCGCACUGCAGCGCGACUGCGCGCGCGUGCUGCUCAAGGCCGACGGCAAGGGGCUGCACUACCCUGCGUCGCCCGCUGGCGGCAAGAUCCUGCAGCCGCUGGCCGAAGACUGCGCGAUCGCGCUGGGCGCUCCGGGCAACACGGCGACGGUGACGAUCCCGCAGAUUGCCGGCGGGCGCAUCUGGUUCAGCGCCGGCGAGCGCAAGCUGACCUUCCUGCUCAACCCAGGCGGCCCCGGCGGCGGCGCCGCCCUGGUCGAGCCGUCGGUGCUCAACCCUAGCGACCCCAACGCCGGCGUCGACUUUUGCUUCUGCGAGUUCACCCUCAACAGCGACCAGCUCUUCGCCAACAUCAGCUACGUCGACUUCGUCGCCCGCCUGCCCAUCGCCCUGACGCUGCGCACCCGCACCGGCGCCGUCCAGCACGUCAGCGGCAUGCCCGCCGACGGGCUCACCCGCGUGUGCGACGGCCUGUGCGCCCAGGCCGCCCGCGACGGCAGGCCAUGGGACAAGCUGAUCGUCUCGCGCGACGGACAGCCGCUGCGCGUGCUGAGCCCGACGCACGGCGAAGCUGUCGGCGCGAGCUUUACCGGCUACUUUGAGCCGCUGGUCGACGCGGCGUGGCAGCGGUACCGCGAGCAGCAGCAGGCUGAAGCCCGGGGGCGGGCGCAGGGCGAGCCUCAAAAGCACGGCCCGAACCUGCUCGCCCGCCUCGAGGCGAAAGCCCAAGGCCAAGGCCCAGACCAGCAGCAAGCACAGCAAUCACAGCAACCCAGCGCCGGCUGCGCGCUCCUGCGCAUCAACACGCAGGCGGCGGCGGGCAUCGUAACGGGGUCAGUAGCCGCGCAGUCAGACGAGCUCAUACUGGCAGGCGAGUCAUUCAAGCGGCCGACGACGGCCGACAUACUGGGGUGCAACAGCGGGCCGUUCACAACAGGUCCGUCGGCGACGCGCAACGCCAUCAUCCCGCGGCUGGCAGCAGCAUUCCAGCGCAGCGCCAUCGCGGCCGACGGCGUCGACGAGCACCCGUCGCAACCGGACACGUUCUACCGCUGCGAGCCCACCAACCACUACUCGCGCGUCGUGCACGCUGCCAACCUCGACGGCAAGGGCUACUCGUUUGCCUACGACGACGUGCAGCCCGACGGCGGCGCCGACCAGUCCGGCAAGGUCAACGCCGGCGACCCCGACGUCUUUGUCGUCGCCGUCGGCGGCGGGGGCGCGUAUGUCGGGGACAGGAUGCCCUGAGGAGAUGUUAAUGGGAACUUGACCACAUGGGGGCGUGGUUUGACGUUCGGUUGAUCCUGUGAGCGCUCAGGUAGAGAACAGCGAUUACCAAUUGCUAUUCAUCACAAAUGUAUAUACCAGCUACGUAUGGUUCCUUAGCCGGAUAGUGUGACAACAAUUCUAGGAAUACUAAGACGCUGUUGAAAAA
Messenger RNA from Lasiosphaeria miniovina, 1711 nucleotides. RefSeq lists its product as uncharacterized. The transcript has a single exon. The coding region runs from base 205 to 1524 and encodes 439 amino acids. Lineage: Eukaryota; Fungi; Ascomycota; Sordariomycetes; Sordariales; Lasiosphaeriaceae. The record is from RefSeq and is a predicted model, not a curated record.